This is a messenger RNA of Bolinopsis microptera, 4656 nucleotides long. RefSeq names its product malignant fibrous histiocytoma-amplified sequence 1 homolog. The transcript has 14 exons. Lineage: Eukaryota; Metazoa; Ctenophora; Tentaculata; Lobata; Bolinopsidae. Gene Ontology annotation, molecular function: protein binding. Gene Ontology annotation, biological process: signal transduction. The record is from RefSeq and is a predicted model, not a curated record. Bases 170 to 3589 code for a protein of 1139 amino acids.
AGACAAUGUAAGGCGGCAUGAGAUACAAAGGGGUAGUGACCACAACAAACUGUUCCGGGGUAGAACUGUGUAACUGAGUGUUACUGAGUGUAACUGAGUGUAACUGAGUGUUACUGAGUGUAACUGAGUGUUACUGAGAGACAUUGUGUGUCACUGAGAGUGAAGAAGGAUGGGAGCUGGAGCAUCAAGUCAACCGGGGAUACCGGGCAUCAAUAUCGAGAUCAGUAACAGUGUUGUUGAUCUCGGAUCUGAGUCAACAAACGAAGCUUCCACUCAGGGUCUAGGUGUACCGGGCAGUUUGGGACUACCCCGGAAGACGAACUUGUCAAGACACCACAGCAGUAGGAGGAAACGUGACAAGGAUAUCCUAAGGAGAGACAGCUCCAAGCGGCGAACUGACAAACCUAUCACUAUACAGGUGAAGCAGGGAUGUCCAGGUGUUGAUAUUAGUAACUCUAAAUUACAAAACAUCGCAAAAGAGCUGUUCCAACGUCCUGACAUAGCCAACGUACGCUGGAUGGACGCCUCGUACAACGAGCUCAUCGAAAUAACGGGCGACAUCAUCAAACUUGUCAGUUUAACUUCCCUGAACAUCGACAACAACUUCAUAUCAGAACUCUCAGACUCCUUAGCGACCCUGUGUAAACUCAGUAAACUGAUUCUCAGCAACAACAGACUCAGAGUUUUCUCUCCCACUCUGCUCCAACUAUCAAGUCUCACUGAACUCUCCCUAAGUAACAACAAGUUGAGCGAACUGCCCGAUCAGAUGGGCGAGCUGUGUAAUCUUGUUUGUUUGUACGUGUCCCAUAAUACUCUCCAGUCACUUCCUGAUUCUAUGGGUCGACUAAGGAAGCUCCGAGUACUGGAUAUAAGGUACAACAACAUUAGAACUCUGCCUGAAUCUAUCGAGAACAUGUCAGCUCUGGAGCGUCUCCAGGCGUACUGUAACGAUAUCGAGAGAUUACCCGAGGGGAUUGGGUCCUGUUCUCGACUCAGAGUUUUGAGAAUCAGUUCAAACAAACUCUCAACUCUCCCGGUCUCUUUAGGGAACCUAGUUUUGUUGGAAACUCUAGACGUCCACAAUAACAAACUCUCUUUUCUACCAGAUUGUGUGUGUGAACUGUCCGGACUGAUUGAGCUCCACAUAGGAGACAACGAAAUAAGCUAUCUUAAUGAUAAGAUAAGCGGAAUGAAAAAACUGCAGACCCUCAAAGCAAACAGUAAUGGUCUGCAGUGCCUACCGACCUUCUUAGAUUCACUGACUAGCCUCCGGUAUCUGCACAUCAGAAACAAUUACAUCAGAACUCUACCGGAAACAAUGAAUAAUCUGCAGAGUUUGCUGGUGUUUGAUGCUAAAAAUAACCCCAUACAUUUUCCUCCUCGGGAAGUAUGGGAGCGAGGUUUAUCUGCAAUAACAGCUUACUUUGAAGAGAUAAAACGGUCAGGUUCAUCUCGGUCAUCCAGACUAAAGAUAACAGUUCUGGGAAGUGAGGGGGCAGGAAAAAGCUCCUUCAUCCACUGUCUAACUAAAUCAUGUGUAAAGGAGGACUUGGAACGGACUGCUGGAAUUGAGGUUACCCGGUGGAUUCCGGUUGAGGAUCCUAACAUGGCUUUUAUUUUGUGGGACCACUCUGGUAACCCUCUUUACGAUGCAACACAUCAGUUCUUCUUCAGUCCCGGAUCUCUUGUCUUCCUGGUGGUCAACUUACACCAGUAUCAGUAUCAGAACCCCGACAGUUAUCUCAGUUGUGUUGGCAAGUUUGUGAACAUGUUGAGGCAGUUUGGUGGUGAAAGUGUAAUACAAAUAGUGGGUACCCACAGCGAUCUGUGUAACAUCAACGAGAUCAGUAACAAGUGUGAUGAAAUCAUAAGGAAUAUCCAGUCCGAUGUCAAUAUAAUUACCAAAGACUUUGAUCACCGGAUAACUAAAGCGAGGGAUAUGGCAGAGUUAUUUCAACGCUACCAAAAGUCCCAUAAUCAUAGUGAGGUAGAACCAUACUCUGCCCCUAGCCCUCUCUCCCCUUCUGCUACUGAAGAUCCUGUUAACGACGUUGUUGAUUAUAUAAAGAAAGUGAAGGUAAAUCAGCCCAAGUUCCUGUCCAAUGUACCCAAAGUAUGCGGUAUAAAUGAAAUGGAAGGUAUCAAGGACUUCAGGCGCAUCUUAUUCAAAUUAACACAGGAUAAGAAGCGGUACCCGACUGUUGAACUGUUUCUGCCCCGAUCGUGGUUAGACUUAGAAGCGGAGGUAAAGACCUUGAAGGAGAGGUCCCUCGUUCCUGUUAUACCUCUUCAAAACUUAAUAGAUAUAGCUCAGGAGAAGGACCCCCACUUUAAAGAUAAAGAUAUCCUGGAAGCUCUGUUAUACCUGCACAUGACGGGAGAAGUACUACAUUUUGUUGGGAUACCAGGUCUGAAGGACUACGUGUUCGUGUCUCCCACAUGGCUUAUAGACGUUAUCAAAUGUGUUAUCAGCCCAGACUUACAGAGCACACUGGAUACUGGUCCCCUACCUGGUAGCAAGAUGCCGCGAGAUAAGAUGAUGACCCUCUGGGACGAGUUUAAUCUGGAUCAGGACCAGUACUCGCUACUCCAGACUCUGGCUACUUCCUUUGGACUGUGGUACGCUGAACAGGGUGGUUAUGUGAUUCCUACCCUUAUGAGAGACGUAACUUCUGAGCUAGCGGUUGAGAAAGUAGCAGUGCUAAAAGGAAUUUCCACGGUGUCCGGGAAUGAGGUGCAGUAUCAUAAUCUACCUUCCAACGAGUACCAGAUCAUCAUGAAGUUUGUUUUUCCUCAUAAUAUGCCCAAAGGUCUGUUUGGUAGAAUAACAGUGAGGUGCAGGAGACACUGUACACAGUACCACUACCACAGCACAACCUGUCUCUGGGCCGAGAAACACGGUGUCUCCAUCGUCUGUCUCAACAGCACCGAUGACUCAGGCGGGAACUGUUUAACAAUUUGCACUAGAUCUGUCAAAGAUAAACUUCUUCCACUGUGGCGAAUGCUCUUAGCAUUUUUGAACGAGAUAGAAGAACUGUUGUCACAGUGGCAAGGUUUACUCUUCUACCGGUACUUGGUAUGUCCCCACUGUUUCCUCGCUAAUGAGACCGAACCGUUUCACUUUCUCGGCGAGUGGUACAAAGCCAACAUAAACCGCCUACCUGAGAUCGUCAAGAUUGCGUGUCCUGUGGCCAGAGGAGCAGUUAGAGUUCACCUCAAGCUACUUUAUCCUCCUAAAAACGCCCACGUGCAGCCGACCCAGGUAUCUGAGAGUGAGAUCCAGUUAGUAGCUGCCACGGUCAGCGAGCACUGGACCCUUCUAGCUAACAUUCUCGGCAUCGUGGAGGACGAAUUUACCAAGUUCUCAGUGCUCAGUACGUCAGAUUCAGAGAGCCAAGUUACUGCGAUGUUGAAAUAUUGGGUGGAGCAGAGACAAGAGGAUGCCACUAGUGAGGAGCUCCAGAACGCUCUCAAAAUUCUGAACAAAAUAACAUGCCCACCAGGGGACGAGGACCAAACGGAGAGGACGGAAACCAUAGCAAUAGCAACCAACAAGAAUGAACUACCAACGGUGGCCGUAAACUUAUAACCAUGGCUACCAGCGGACUGUUGCUUAAUAAAACUUUAACGUUUAAAUUAUCUGUCGUUCUGCAAGUUCUAGAAUCUAAUGAUUAAGAUCUGGUGGCCAACUGGGCUUCAACUUCAGUGGUGUUAGCGUAAUAAACUGCCAGUUUAGCAGUCUACCAGUAAAACUAGGUUCGUAACAUUGCAUUGCUCCUUUAUUUCACGGCAGUGAUCAGGGAAUUAUAACUAUGUAGUUGCAUUUUUCAAUGCUUAUUAGACAAAUACUGACAAACUAACUAACUGGGAAAGGAGAGUUCUGGAAGAUGGGGAUCGUCAUGAUGACAUGAUCUGUUGUCGAUUUUUAUUUUUUGAAUACCACUACCAGAUCUUGGUUAAAUGUGUACAGCGCACCGUAGAUCAGACUUCUUUUAAUCACAUUAUUUUCACUCUACAAAAGAAAUUCACGUACCUAUAAGUAUGCCCGGUAUUUGAGUGAGGCUUCUGGUUGGCCGGCAGGGGUGUGUAAUUGUAUUUCCACGGUCUUUAUUAUAUUUUGACUUUAGUUUGUGGCGCUGAAUACCUUAGCGUGAAAAAAGGGGCCUGGUUAAUUUAUAGUUUUUCCAUGGUUUUAUACGGCUACCUGUUAGAGCACACUACUUUUCAAAGCCUUUGGUUUCCUUGGUCCUGCAUUGCUUAACGACUGGUGCAUGUAUAGCGAAUAGUACUGCCUUUCCAUGCAGUAGGUUAAUGCAACGCAGACAGAAAAGCAACAAAAUCAAUAAAACUUGCUAAUGCUAUUUAUAGAGGAAGUUAGCAGAUGAUGGAAAUGUAGCCUCCACUUUGCACACGAUUAUAUUACGCAAUUCUUUUUUGUUUAUUCAUAAUGAGCAGUUGUUGUUCGACGUUUCGUUAAUAUUUGAUAUCUUUUAAUGCCCCCAUUUAAUUAUUUGUUGACUACUAAACAUGGAUUAUUAUAGUUGAAGUUAUAUAUGUGUUGCUAAUUUAAUUGGUAUUUGUUUAGAAAUGCUUUUUCGAUAAGUUUUGUGUCUAUGUACAUUGUGUUCGUAGCUGUGUUUCUCUAUUUUACUUUUA